Molecule: messenger RNA, 1952 nt
Organism: Salvelinus sp. IW2-2015
Lineage: Eukaryota; Metazoa; Chordata; Actinopteri; Salmoniformes; Salmonidae
Source: RefSeq, a predicted model, not a curated record
GCGAAGCAAUGGGCGUUACAUGACAUUGCUCUGGAUGUUUUGAAGCUUGCUGAGUGCCAAGCUUUCUCGAGGGUUAUAGAGAAGGAUUUCUGGCUGUUGGCCUGAAUUAAGACAUGAAGAAAUACAGAGAACGAUGGAGAGCAAAUUCUGCAUUUUGACUGAAACAGAAGACCUCAAAACCCUGAUUUCGAGCACCGAAGAGAGUCUGCAAAUUGAAAGGACCAAGACAUUGUUUGAGGAGAUCCGUGCAUCCAUCAACAACAAUGAUGAAGAGGACCGUUCCUUUUGGAGGCCUGUGCUCCCAUGGGGGGGCGUCUACACCAUCAGGGCAGGGAGGAAGGCCAUCUCAUGCACCCCUCUGUAUGUUAAGAUAAGCCUAAAGAACACCUGCACCAUCGAUGGGUUCCUCAUGAUUCUUUAUGUAAUUUUGAGAGACAACCAGAGCUUUCCCCGGGAGGUGGGCAUAUUCCUGGGCAGGCAGUUUGUGGAGCAUUUCCUCUACCUGAUGGACUCGUAUGACUACACCACCGUUAAGAUGCUGUGGAUCUGGGACAGGAUGUCCAAGAGGCAGUACCGCUCAGUGAUCCACCAUGCAGCGUUGGAGAUCGACCUGUUUGGUAAUGAACAUGAGAACUUCACCAAGAACUUGGAGACAAUGAUGUCUACCAUGCAGGAGAGUCUGUGCACCAACUGGAGCUGUCCUGCUCGUUUCCAGGAGUUCAUACAGAAAACCAUCAACAUCAAUCCUCCUCAUGAGCUGCCCCCUAGAGAUCCCAUUCAGUCAGCUGUGGAUGAGUUCUUCUGUCCCAAGAUCAUUCUCUGCAAAGAACUGGGGUGCAAUGGGUUGAGGGAGUUCUCUCAGAGGGUCUUCUGCCAUGGACCACCUCCUUUUGUCAUUCUCAACAUGCAGCUUUGGAAGUCUGAGGAGCUGUCCUAUGUUCCCUACCAUCUAGCCCUAUCCCAACACAGGUACUCACUGGAGGGCGCUACACUCUUCAACAAGGAGGAGCAUCACUACUCUGCAGCCUUCCAGAUAGAUGGCUACUGGAUGCACUAUGAUGGGCUGAGGAGCGACAACCUGAUCCUGUUAAACAAGCCCCCUGAACUCCUCCUUCUCUCUUCCCUUGUCUACAUCCGCGCCUCAGACAAAUGAGAUGCACUAAUGUAACCAAGCAGGGAUGGGGUCAGUUCCAUUUUUCAUUCCAUCAUUUCAGGAUGAAAAUAAAUUCUCCUGAAUUUACUUGAAUUGAAAAGGAAUUGACCCCAAUUGUGUCACCAUGGUCCAGAAGGGACACAGAAGGAAGGAGGUAGAUACUAGACAACACUGAUAGGAAGGCAUCUUUUGAAAAAUGCACACUAACACCUUCCUAUUUAUUGCCCUUCAUUCACAGAAAUAGUAUCCAAGUUACUUUACAUUUGGCUCAUGAUGGUUUUGUCUUCCAUUCCACAGUGAGCUCUUACCAGAUACUUUUAUCACCUAAUCAUAUUUAAUGACAUUUUUAUCUCGUUUGAAAAGGCUUAUACCACAUUUCCAACUUUUUAGGAUAUCAUGUCAACAACUUCCUUGUUUUGUUUUUAUACUUUGAGAUUACUUUUUGGAAUUAUGUGCUCCCUUUUGCCUGACUGUUGCCUCAAACACUCACUGUGCAAAAUAAGUGCAUCUUCUCUUUGGGCAUGCUUGGAAUCCAAGAAUAUAUGCAUGGACUAUAAUAGUUCUGGGGAGGUAUGCAUAUUGAAGAAUCAACUCAACCUUAAAUAGCUUUACUGCUAAAAAAUAAAUAAAAAAUUUGCAGCGUGUUUAGUUGUCUUGGGUGAAAUGGUUGCACUUUCUGAGAAGCAAAUUUAGCUAAUUAAACUCUGAUGUAGAAUUGUCAACAGGGUAUAUACAGUGGGGCAAAAAAGUAUUUAGUCAGCCACCAAUUGUGCAAGUUCUCCCACUUAAAAAGAUGAGA